Molecule: messenger RNA, 1742 nt
Organism: Brassica rapa (field mustard)
Lineage: Eukaryota; Viridiplantae; Streptophyta; Magnoliopsida; Brassicales; Brassicaceae
Product: F-box/LRR-repeat protein 14
Biological process (GO): SCF-dependent proteasomal ubiquitin-dependent protein catabolic process
Cellular component (GO): SCF ubiquitin ligase complex
Molecular function (GO): protein binding
Source: RefSeq, a predicted model, not a curated record
GUAGUGGGAAUAUAAAAAAGAAAGUAGUUCCGUUGAUGAAUAAACCGUCCCUUUCAGAUCAAAAAGAGACAAUGGAAGAGUUGCCAGACCAUUUAGUUUGGGACAUCUUCAAGAACCUUCACAAAACCAAUGACAGAAACUCUCUUUCACUCUCUUGCAAGCGUUUCUACUCUCUAGACAACGAGCAAAGACAGUCUCUCCGGAUUGGCUGCGGUUUAGUUCCUGCACCCGAUGCCUUACUUUCUCUCUGCAAGAGGUUUCCAAAUCUCUCCAAAGUAGAGAUCGUUUACUCUGGUUGGAUGUCAAAACUUGGCAAACAACUUGACGAUCAAGGCCUUCUUCUCCUCUCCACCAACUGCCAUUCGCUCUCUGAUCUCACUCUUAGCUACUGCACUUUCAUCACCGACGUUGGCAUUCGUCAUUUGUCUUCCUGUACAAAGCUUUCUUCCUUGAAAUUGAACUUCGCUCCAAGAAUCACUGGUUGUGGCGUGUUGUCGGUAGCUGUAGGGUGCAAGAAACUCAAGAUAUUGCAUCUCAUUCGAUGCUUAAACGUGGCGAGCGUUGAGUGGUUGGAGUAUUUCGGAAAGCUUGAGGUUCUUGAAGAGCUCUGUAUCAAGAGCUGCAGAGGGGUUGGGGAAGGUGAUUUAGUGAAGCUGGGAACUAGCUGGAGAAAGCUUCGAGUUCUGAAGUUUGAGGUAGACGCAAACUACAGGAACAUGAAGGAUUAUGAUCAGUUAGCUGCGGAGCGAUGGCGGAAACAGUUGGUUCUCUGUGAUAAUCUUGUGGAGCUCAGCCUUGUGAACUGCGUCAUAGCUCCAGGGAGAGGGCUCGCUUGUGUGCUGAGAAAGUGCAAGAGCCUGGAGAAACUUCAUUUGGACAUGUGUAUUGGUGUCAGCGACUCGGACAUCAUAGCAUUGGUCCAGGAAGCUAAACAACUCAGAAGCAUCUCGCUACGUGUUCCUUCUGAUUUCACUCUGCCUCUCUUAAACAACGCGACCAUGAGAUUAACCGAUGAAAGUCUCAGUGCCAUAGCUCAACACUGCUCAAAGCUCGAAUCAUUCAAGGUUUCGUUCUCAGACGGUGAGUUUCCUUCCCUCUUAUCUUUCACCCUCCAGGGGAUAAUCACUCUGAUCAAGAAAUGCCCCAUUAGAGAGCUUUCUCUUGACCAUGUGUGCUCUUUCAACGACGUGGGCAUGGAGGCUCUGUGUUCAGCUCUGAAUCUAGAGAUCUUGGAGCUUGUACACUGUCAGGAAGUGAGCGACGAGGGGUUGGUUUUGGUGAGCCAGUUUCCUUCCCUCACUGUGUUGAAACUAUCCAAGUGUUUGGGAGUCACAGACGAUGGACUGAUACCACUUGCGAAGACUCACAGGCUGGAGUUGCUUGUGGUUGAAGAUUGUCCUCAGGUUUCAAGAAAAGGUGUUAAUGGUGCUGCAACAUCUGUAUCUUUUAGGCAAGACUUGUCAUGGAUGUAUUGAGAUUACAUCAUUCGCUUGAAAAAUAUCAUACAUGUAUAUUACUGUUGUUGUGAACUGUGAAAUCCCCCCCCCCCCCCCCCCCCCCCCCCGGGAUAGUUCUACUAAGAGUUUGGGCCAAGGUACAACUAGGCAUCGACAUUAAGCUAUCCGAUUCGGAUCUCGUGCUGUUUGGGUAUUUUAAAAUUUUAGAUCGCUUUACUAAUCUAUAUAUCGCAUCUAUUUAGAUAUUUGUUUGGAUCCGAUAUAAUCUGAGCUGUUCCCGUAUCC